GGUAAAGUGGCCAGAAGUCGGAAUUUUGUUAAUUGCUUUGGUUUUGGUUUUUUGCUAAGGCAGCCCUAUUUUAAAGUGGAUUAGGAAGGGUGAGGAAAAUUACUCAGGGGACAGAGAGAACGCGGCAGAUAGCGGUGGACAAACUGUGAAGACCGCUUCAUUACCUUGGGAAUCACCGCUGCCCUAACCCGACGUGAGGGUCAUCCUUCCCGUAGAGAUGGCGGUGGGCGGCUCUAUAUAACGGAUCCUCACAGCAGCCUUCUGUGGUGGCCUGUGAAGUAGUAGUUAAGAGCACGGGCUUUGUUUUCACACCUAGUUGUGAAUCCUGGCUCUGCUCGCCUGCAACAUGGAGGAACGACUUGAACUCUGACCCUGUGUACUUGCCUGUAGAAUGAGGAUAAUUCUUGCCCACCUUGCAGAGUAGUUGCGAAGAUUAAAGGAAGUUGUCUUGGUUGACAAAUUUAUCAUGGUGUCGGUAUGUAGCUGGUAGCUAUCGAUAUUAUUUGAUGAAUAAGGAGACUCGGUUCAGAGAAAAGCACCUUCGUACAUCCACUAAAGUGGGACUUCUCCAUCAGUAGGCCCUUGUCUGAGAGCAAGGGAAACAGCUCUGAUUCUGAGGAACUAUAGCUUCUCCCUCAGUGCCUGGGAGAGUACUAGGACUGCUUUCUGGGAACUGUGGAAUGUGCCCUUGGAGGCCCAAGAUAGCAGAAGGAAGAUGCUCCAGACCAGUAACUAUAGCCUGGUGCUCUCCCUGCAGUUCCUGCUGCUGUCCUAUGACCUCUUUGUCAAUUCCUUCUCGGAGCUACUCCGAAUGGCUCCCGUCAUACAGCUGGUGCUCUUCAUGCCUCCAUUUGGCCGUCCUUUUGUUUUCUGUGUCUGCAGCAUCCAGGAUAUUGCAGUCCUCUUCAACAUCAUCAUCAUUUUCCUCAUGUUCUUCAACACCUUCGUCUUCCAGGCUGGCCUCGUCAACCUCCUCUUCCAUAAGUUCAAAGGGACCAUCAUCCUGACAGCUGUGUACUUCACCCUCAGCAUCUCCCUUCAUGUCUGGGUCAUGAACUUACGCUGGAAAAACUCCAACCGCUUUGUCUGGACAGAUGGACUUCAAACGUUAUUUGUAUUCCAGAGACUAGCGGCAGUGUUAUACUGUUACUUCUACAAACAGACAGCUGUGAGACUGGGUGAUCCUCGCUUCUAUCAGGACUCCUUAUGGCUGCGCAAGGAGUUCAUGCAAGUCCGAAGACUCCCAUAGGUCAAAGCAAGUCAUGUGACUGAGCCCAGUGUCUGGGAAAGUGCUACAGUUUCCUGGCAAAAGACGUGGAUACAAAAAAAAAAGGACAUGGAUACAGAGAGGGCCAUUAACUCAGUCAGUCUACCCCCCCCAGAAAGUUGCUCUGUGAAACUCAUUAUUUGGAGAUGCUCUAGGCCAGGAGUUAGCAAACUUUCUGUAAAGGCCAAAUAGUAAAUAUUUUAGAUUUUGAGGGCUGUGUGGCCUCUGUUGCAAUUACUCAACUCCGACAUCUUGUAGCAUGAAAGCAGCCAGAGAUGAUACAUAAAUGAAUGACCUAUGUCACAAAAUAUUUUUCUUUUGGUUUUUUUUUCAACCAUGUGAAAAUGUAAAUUUAAUCUUAACUUGAGGACCAUAUAAAACAGGCUAGAUUUGCCCCCAGGCCAUAGUAUGCUGACCCCUGGUUUAGAAGGCUGGAAUGAAGUUCUGGGGAAAGAGAGACUAGUUAAUCAGCCAUGCUGUCCAGAUUUAUCAGAUAUUUUUUUAAAAAGGUACAGUGUUCAAAGAAAAUACCUAAGAUCCCAUAUCCUAUAAUUGGAAGAAGCGAUCUAAAAAGUCCUAACAAAGCUACUGUCUAUACUUAACUAUACCUUCAUCUGUACAAAAAAAUGACAAUAGCCCAAUUUUUAAAAUAUUUUCAUAAAAGCUCUUAAUAGGAAUAUUAUAAUCCCCUUUGUUCAUCACAAUCCCUGAAAGGCAAUUUUCUGUGUCCCAGAAGGAAUCUGGGCUAGGCCGUCCUCUGUAGUCUGCAGCUAGUGAGUACAAGCAAGUGCCUGUUUCCUCACUCACGGUAUAAAUGGAACUUUGUGGCCCCAGGAGUCUCGGGGCAGGGGUGGUGUUCCUUCCUUCCUCUCUCCUCCCUCCCUCUCUUCCUUUCUUUCUUUUCCUUAAUAGUUAAUACAUUCAUGUGAUACAAAAUUCAAGUUAUAAAAAGUUUUAUGCAGUUAUUCUUCCCACGGCUAUAUCUCAACCACCG
Messenger RNA from Lagenorhynchus albirostris (white-beaked dolphin), 2261 nucleotides. RefSeq names its product transmembrane protein 138 (gene TMEM138). Gene Ontology annotation, cellular component: cilium. The record is from RefSeq and is a predicted model, not a curated record. The transcript is spliced from 6 exons. Lineage: Eukaryota; Metazoa; Chordata; Mammalia; Artiodactyla; Delphinidae. Bases 716 to 1249 code for a protein of 177 amino acids.